This is a messenger RNA of Paramecium octaurelia, 1098 nucleotides long. NCBI's taxonomy places the organism in Eukaryota, Ciliophora, Oligohymenophorea, Peniculida, Parameciidae. The record is from the annotation of a GenBank genome assembly.
AUGCUUUAAUUUUAAAGUUGUGUGAAUAAUAUUAUUCUAAAGUAAGCCUACGAGGAAAUUAAUGAAACAGCGGAUCUGCCUCAAGUUUUGAAGCAUUCCUCUUUAACUCCUAUGCCAAUAGAAAUGACAGCAUCCUUAUUAAGAAUUAAGUAAUAAUUGCUUAAAGAAAAUGAAAAUGAAUCAUAGAGAUAAAUAUUAUUAAAAGCAGGCUCAUUAGAAAUAAUUAGAUUUAUAAGUUAAUUAGCAGAUAUGUAUACAACAUAAUCUAAAGAUAAAAAUAAGUCUGUAAAUCAGAUAUUGAAAUAAGAAAAUUUAGGAUUAGAAUUGUAUUUUCUAUAAUUAUCUUUAGUUCUGAUAUUUUAUCUGAAAUGAGACAUGCAUUAACUCAUAAAGAUAUCCCAGAUAAGAAAUUAAUUAUUUCUACAAUCAAUUAUAUUAUUAGCUAUUUAGAGAAGAAUUAUUGGAACAUAAAAUUGAAAGAGUAAUCCCCAAUAUUACAAAUACGAGCCAAUAUAAAGCACUUUUUGGAUUCAUUAAAUGAGGAGGAUUAUAUUGCUUAAUUUGAGAUAUAUGAUUAAUAUUCUUUGCAAUAAUAAUAGAUCAUAGUAAUAUUUUGCUUGGAUUAUUUGAUAGGUUUAUCAGAUUUUCAUGUUGUUCAUAAGGUAAUUAUACUUUUUUAUGUAGAGUACUGAAUAAAGACUUCAAGAUAGAAGAGUUGGAGAUUAGAGAAUCAAAAUAAUUUCCAAAUUCAUAAUCUCUCUAAUUCAAUUCCUUUAUAAUAAUAAGAAUACUAAUCAUGUCAAAAGACAACUUGCCAGAAGAUCAUAUAUUUGCAAUGAUGAAGCAUUUUUGAAGCUUUAUAAUAAACUUAAUGUGAUUGGAUAUAUUAAGUCAAAUAUUAGAGAAUUCAUUAAGACUUUAGAGCAAGAAUUGCCAGAACUAUAGUCAAAAAAAAUUCAUUAAUCAUUAGAAUUAAACCAAAAAGUUGAAAAUAUAGAUGAAGUAAUCGAAUAGAGGGUGAAAAAGCCAAAAUUAAUUGGAUCUUUAUAUUGUGACUACGUAAAUAAUAUAAACAAUUAAGAUGAUUUAUGAUAUGCC